AAGAAUAGAAAGAUUCAAUUUUUUAAACGCAAUGGCUCCUUUUCGAGGUCGCGGCGGCAGAGGCAGAGGCGGGCGCGGUGGACGUGGAUCAAAUCGUGGAGGUCGAAGUCGAGGCAACUUCCAUGGGCAAUCCAAUGGUGGCGACAGACUCGCAAGAAGCGGCAUUCGAACAAGAAAUGGUUACAAGAAAUUCGACAGUCAACGAACCCGAGACCUUCCGGCCACUGAAGAUGAAAUUUCUCAGGACGAUGAUAGUGCUACCGACGAUGAUGAAGAUGAGAUCGACCAAUCAGACAUCAGCGAAGAUGACGAGGAAGUGAAACCUGCUGUUCGUGCAUAUAACGUAUUACUACAGUCAUUUCAUGGCGACGACGAGAUCGACAGCCGGAAGUCAAAGCGGCGGAAAAUUGAAUUCCAUGAGAAACCAGACACACUGCCAGAGGAAAUUUUAGUAAAUCAAGUUGACGAGGAAGGCGAAGAUGAUCGCGUCUUUGCUGAACCCGAAGGCGAUGAUGACGUGGAAGAAAUUGAUCAUGAAUCGACUGUCGAUGAGGAAAGUCAAAAUGACCCCUACGAAUUUCAUUUCAGUGCUGCUGGCGGUGAUGGAUUAGCUGCGCGUAUUGAUUUGGUCAAAUCCGGACAAUGGACGACACGAAAAUCAGCAAUUGGUUCGAACAUAAGUAGGCAUCAUGCUUUUGUGGAACGCAGUGACCACAGCGCAGAGAAGGCGACUUUCAAGUCUAUCAAAGACUUUUCUUUAAAGGAGAGACUUGUACUGCCUGCCAUGAAGCAUAUCCCGACCCUCAGCGAUUUCGAGCGCAGAAUUGCAACAGAUCUGCUCAACUAUACCGACGCACUCGUGAGCACUCGAACAGUCAAUAAUGCAGAGAGCUUACGCAAACUGUCAUGUCUGCACGCAGUGAAUCACGUCCUCAAAGGUCGCGAUAGAGUUCUCAAGAACAAUGACAAAAUCAGCCAUCUCGAGGAGUCAGUGCAGCAUGAGUUCCGCGAUCAAGGAUUUGUCCGCCCUAAAGUACUCAUCUUAUGUGAGACAAGACAAACUGCUGCAAGAUUCGCCGAUUGUGUCACGAGAUCAUUUGAGCCUGACCAGAAAGAGAACAAAUCUCGAUUUGAUGAUUCUUUCACUGCUCCCAUCGAUGAAGAAACGACACACAUGCCGGAGGAUUAUCGCGAAGUAUUCGACGGGAACAACGACAACAAUUUCCUCACCGCGAUCAAGUUCACAAGAAAGAGCAUGAAGUUUUACUCGGCAUUUUACAGCAGUGAUAUCAUUCUCGCAUCUCCACUCGGCUUACGGCGCAUAAUCGAGAAUGAAGAUAUCAAAAAACGGGAUUACGACUUCUUGUCUUCGAUCGAGAUCGUCAUUGUCGAUCAGGCGGAUGCGAUGCAGAUGCAAAACUGGGAGAACGUCGAGGUUGUCUUCAAACACCUGAAUUUGCAAUUGAAGGAAGCGCACGGCUGUGAUUUCAGUCGAGUCCGAAAUUGGUACCUCGAUGGGAAUGCCAAAUUCAUCCGACAAACUGUUGUCUUCGGCGCCUACUUGACCCCUGAGAUGAACAGAUUGUACAACCAAGAUAUGAACAACAUUGUCGGAAAGGCAAAGUACACUCGCAGCCAUGUCGGUGCCAUCGCAGAUCUUACCGGAUUGGGUUUCAAGCAGACAUUUUCACGAUUCGAAUGUUCAAAUCCAGCCUUAGACCCAGACGCUCGAUUCAAAUACUUCACAUCGGCCGUCCUGCCCGCUCUGCUCCGCCUGCCAAAGCCAGCAGACGGCGCACCGGGAAUUCUAGUCUUUAUCCCUUCGUACUUUGACUUUUUGCGACUGCGAAAUUACUUCGCGACCUCAGACGUGACCGAGAAUAUCAGCUUCGGGGCUAUCAACGAUUACUCUGAAGUAUCCAACCAGCGCCGCGCGAGAUCUCAUUUCCUGUCAGGAAGACAUAGCAUCUUGCUUUACACGCAGCGUGCGCAUCAUUUCUUCCGGCUCAAGAUUCGCGGUGUGAAACGCAUGGUGCUGUAUGGCUUGCCUGACAACGACAUUUUCUAUCGCGAAUUUGUGGAGGGCUUCAUCGGUACGAGUGUUAGUGAGGCGCGUGUCUCUGAGAAACAGGCUAGUAUCAGGAGUUUGUUCUCGAAAUGGGAUGGGUUGAAGUUGGAGAGGAUUGUAGGCACGGAGAGAGUGAAAAGUAUGCUGGCUGGGGCGGGGGACACUUUUGAUUUUGUCUAAUUCAUAGAUGUUUUAAAAAGGAAUGGUGAAGGGCAGAAUUAAGUCUGUAGUAUGAUUUAUCAUGAUUGUACAUUAUUGUUACAGCUCACUCGUAAGCGAGCUAAGUCGGCAUUCAUUUCAUCGUGACA
Molecule: messenger RNA, 2376 nt
Organism: Dissoconium aciculare CBS 342.82
Lineage: Eukaryota; Fungi; Ascomycota; Dothideomycetes; Mycosphaerellales; Dissoconiaceae
Product: DUF1253-domain-containing protein
Exons: 1
Coding region: 32-2248 (738 amino acids)
Biological process (GO): maturation of SSU-rRNA from tricistronic rRNA transcript (SSU-rRNA, 5.8S rRNA, LSU-rRNA)
Cellular component (GO): nucleolus; small-subunit processome
Molecular function (GO): rRNA binding; U3 snoRNA binding
Source: RefSeq, a predicted model, not a curated record